AUGAGUGCGGGCCCCGGCUGUGAGCCCUGCACCAAGCGACCCCGCUGGGGCACCGCUGCAACUUCUCCGCCGGCCGCCUCGGACGCCCGGAGUUUCCCCGGCAGGCAGAGGCGCGUUCUCGAUCCCAAGGACGCUCCCGUGCAGUUCAGGGUCCCACCGUCCUCGUCAGGCUGCGUCCCGGGGCGGGCGGGACCGCACAGAGGCAGCGCCACCUCGCUUGUUUUCAAACAAAAGACUAUUACCAGUUGGAUGGACACUAAAGGAAUCAAGACAGCUGAAGCAGAAAGUUUGCACAGUAAAGAAAACAAUAAUACAAGACUGGAAUCCAUGAUGAGUUCUGUACAAAAAGAUAACUUUUAUCAACAUAAUGUGGAAAAAUUAGAAAAUGUUUCUCAACUAAGUCUUGAUAAAUCACCUGUUGAAAAAAGUACACAAUAUUUGAACCAGCAUCAGACUGCAACUAUGUGUAAGUGGCAAAAUGAAGGGAAACAUACAGAGCGGCUUUUGGAAAGUGAACCUUCGACAGUAACUCUGAUACCAGAGCAGUUCAGUAAUGCUAACGAUCAGUCACCCCGAAACGAUGAUCACAGUGACACAGAUAGUGAGGAGAGUAGAGAUAAUCAGCAAUUUUUGACACCUGUAAAGUUUGCAAAUGCAAAGCAGACCACAGAAGAUGAACAGGCCAGAGAAGCCAGAAGCCACCAGAAGUGCAGCAAGUCUUGCCAUCCUGUAGAAGACUGUGCAGGUUGUCAGCCGGAAGAGAUAGAUGUGGUGCCAGAGAGUCCCUUGUCAGACAUUGGCUCUGAAGAUGCUGGUAGUGGACUGAAAAAUGCCAACAAAUUGAGUAGACAGGAGAGUAGCUUAGGAAAUUCUCCUCCAUUUGAGAAAGAAAGUGAACCCGAGUCACCAAUGGAUGUAGAUAAUUCCAAAAAUAGUUGUCAGGACUCAGAGGCAGAUGAAGAGACAAGUCCAGGUUUUGAUGAGCAAGAAGAUAGCAAUUCCUCCCAAACAGCUGGUAAACCUUCAAGGUUCCAAGCAAGAGAAGCCGACACUGAAUUGAGGAAACGGUCCUCUUCUAAAGGAGGUGAAAUUCAAUUACAUUUUCAAUUUGAAGGAGGAGAGACUCGCAGUGGAAUGAAUGAUUUAAAUGCCAAACCGUCUGGAAGUAUUUCUAGCCUAAAUGUAGAAUGCAGGAAUUCCAAGCAACAUGGAAAAAAGGAUACUAAAAUCACAGAUCAUUUCAUGAGACUGCCUAAAGUAGAUGACAAAAGAAAAGAACAAUGUGAAAUCAAGCAUCAAAGGACAGAAAGGAAGAUACCUAAAUACAUUCCACCUCACCUUUCUCCAGAUAAGAAAUGGCUUGGAACUCCUAUUGAGGAUAUGAGAAGAAUGCCUCGGUGUGGGAACCGGCUGCCUCUCUUAAGACCAUCUGCUAAUCAUACAGUAACUAUUCGGGUAGACCUUUUGCGAGCAGGAGAAGUUCCUAAACCUUUUCCAACACAUUUUAAAGAUUUGUGGGACAAUAAGCAUGUUAAGAUGCCUUGUUCAGAACAAAACUUGUACCCUGUGGAAGAUGAGAAUGGUGAGCGAACUGCAGGGAGCCGGUGGGAGCUCAUUCAGACUGCACUUCUCAACAAAUUCACACGGCCCCAAAACCUGAAGGAUGCUAUUUUGAAAUAUAAUGUGGCAUAUUCUAAGAAAUGGGACUUCACAGCUUUGGUUGAUUUCUGGGAUAAGGUACUUGAAGAAGCAGAAGCUCAACAUUUAUAUCAGUCGAUUUUGCCUGAUAUGGUGAAAAUUGCACUCUGUUUGCCAAAUAUUUGCACCCAGCCAAUACCGCUCCUGAAACAGAAGAUGAAUCAUUCCAUCACAAUGUCACAGGAACAGAUUGCCAGUCUUUUAGCUAAUGCUUUCUUCUGCACAUUUCCACGGCGAAAUGCUAAGAUGAAAUCCGAGUAUUCUAGCUACCCAGACAUUAACUUCAAUCGGUUGUUUGAAGGACGUUCAUCAAGGAAACCAGAGAAACUUAAGACACUCUUCUGCUAUUUUAGAAGAGUCACAGAGAAAAAACCUACUGGCUUGGUGACAUUUACAAGACAGAGUCUUGAAGAUUUUCCAGAGUGGGAAAGAUGUGACAAACUCCUGACUCGAUUGCAUGUCACUUAUGAAGGUACCAUAGAAGGAAAUGGUCAAGGCAUGCUACAGGUGGAUUUUGCAAACCGUUUUGUUGGAGGUGGUGUAACCGGUGCAGGACUUGUGCAAGAAGAAAUCCGCUUUUUAAUUAACCCCGAGUUAAUUGUUUCACGGCUCUUCACUGAGGUGUUGGAUCACAAUGAAUGUCUUAUCAUUACAGGUACCGAACAGUACAGUGAAUACACAGGCUAUGCUGAAACGUAUCGUUGGGCCCGAAGUCACGAAGAUGGGAGUGAAAGGGACGCCUGGCAGCGGCGUGGCACCGAAAUCGUCGCCAUUGAUGCCCUUCACUUCAGACGCUACCUCGACCAGUUUGUGCCUGAGAAAAUCAGACGCGAGCUUAACAAGGCUUACUGUGGAUUUCUCCGUCCUGGAGUUUCUUCAGAGAAUCUUUCUGCAGUAGCCACAGGAAACUGGGGCUGUGGUGCCUUUGGCGGUGAUGCUAGAUUAAAAGCCUUAAUACAGAUAAUGGCAGCUGCUGUAGCUGAGCGAGAUGUGGUUUAUUUCACCUUUGGGGACUCAGAAUUGAUGAGAGACAUUUACAACAUGCACACUUUCCUUACUGAAAGGAAACUAACCGUUGGAGAAGUGUAUAAGCUCUUGCUACGGUAUUACAAUGAAGAAUGCAGAAACUGUUCGACCCCCGGACCAGACGUCAAGCUUUAUCCAUUCAUAUACCAUGCUGUGGAGUCCUGUACAGAUACCACCAGCCAGCCAGGACAGAGGACUGGGGCCUGA
Messenger RNA from Puma concolor (puma), 2931 nucleotides. The record is from RefSeq and is a predicted model, not a curated record. NCBI's taxonomy places the organism in Eukaryota, Metazoa, Chordata, Mammalia, Carnivora, Felidae.